CCUCUUACAUUUAGACAGCAUCGUUAUGUUGCGCGAGCCCUAUUCUGAUCUGCCGAAGACAUUUGAAUAAUGCAUAAUAAUGCGUGCUGGAUAUGCGAUACACGCGUUCCCGAAAAUACUAUUUUGGUAUUUAGGAACUGAUAUGGGGAUUUACUGGUCAUCAUGUUCUGCGCGUCUGCGAAGAGAUUCUGCAGGACUGAAAAUCCAUGAUGCAAUCCCAAUAGAUUUAAUAUUUUCACGUUUUACCUAGCUUUUUGUCGUUGUCAUCAUCAUUUCAGAGCAUUGUAACCCGAUGAAUUUGAUUCAGUGAAAGAUGUUUCAUCAUGGUGAUAAAGAAGGCAAGAAAUCUGCGUUUGGACAUCCUGUCUACGGCCAGAUUGUUCUCUCGAUUAUCCUCCUCCCUCCUUUUCUGGUCACCGCCUUCCCGGUUAACACAGUAGUGGAGCAGUUCUGCAAGGAUCCUGGUGUUCCUGAGCACGGAAUCAGAACUCCAAGCAGCGGUGUGUUCUUUGAAAACUCGGUUGCCAGGUUCUCUUGUGUGGAUGGUUAUAGCUUAAAGGGGCCAGCCAAGAUUAUCUGCACGCGCUUCCAUAAUGGAUCGGCAGGCUGGAAACCAAGCCUUAAACCAGUGUGCCUUUCGGAAGAUUGUCUUCCUCCAUUCAUCGAGGAUGCUGAUGUCACAAAUAAGACGUACAGGCCUGGUGACAGCCUCAUUAUUAGCUGUCAUGAGGGAUUUCAGAUCCGAUACCCUGACACAGAAACUAUGGAAUCAGUCUGCCAGGCAGAUGGGACAUGGGAUAAUCAGCCAACCUGUCAAGGCUGCCUCCGGCCGCUGAUACCUCCACACAGUUACAUGAACAUCUCAGAAACAGAGUUCUCUGUGCCUGUUGGGACUGUGGUCCACUACCAGUGUUUUCCUGGAUACAAGUUGGAGGGACCUGAACUUCUGGAAUGCAUGUAUAACCUCAUCUGGUCGAACACGCCACCCCAGUGCCUUGAUGUUGAGGCAUGCUCUUUACCCCCGAUGAUAGAACAUGGAGAUUACAUGUGCCACCCACAGCCAUGUGACCGCUACAUUCAUGGGACGGUCGUAGAAUACUACUGUUAUCCCGGCUACUCUUUAGCGAAUGACUACAAGUACAUCACCUGCCAGUAUGGACAAUGGUUUCCACAAAUGCAGUUUUACUGCAUCAAAGAUGAGACAACAUGGCCUGGUUUUCAAGACUCUCUACUAACCACAUGGAAAGUAGUGGCUUGUACAGCCACUAGUGUGCUGCUAGCUCUGCUCUUGGUGAUCACAGGCAAGAUGUUCCACUUCAAAUGCAAAUCCCAGCAAAGUCCAAGUGAAGAGCAAGAUGAAAGCCGAGAUCCUAACAUCUUGGUUGUAGAUGGUGUUGCUGUACCACUUCCCUCUUAUGAAGAGGCUGUUAGUGGUACCUACUGUCAGCCCCCAAACGAUCUGCCCCCUGCUGGUCUGGGGAGCUCACAGCAUUCAGAAGAACAAAACCCACCUUCAUAUCCCGGGCAUACAGGGAGUCAUAAUGGUGUGCCCUUGGACACUGGUGAGGCUGAGACCUGUGAUAGCAUCUCGGACACAUCAGAAUGUCUUCAAGGCAUACAGCCAUCUUCUUCCCAUGCUGGUGGACUCAAUAACAUGUCUGAGAGAACCAAUGCCAUCACCUCUAUGGAGGAGACCGCCUCCACAAGCCCCAGCAUAGACAUUGCAGAUGAAAUUCCUCUCGUGGAGGAUGGUGAAGCGGACUGCUGAUUGAUUACCUUUAACUGAAAAUGGGACACUUGAGAUUGUUUCACUCCACUGUUGGUUAUUUCAUUGUUCAUUUCUGAUUUUGUUGAACAACAUGGCACAGGCCAAAUUACUGCUCAUAAGGAAUUAUUGCACACUUAUAUUUAAUGAAGAGCACACCAGGGAAGGAUAGGCAAUAAAAAAAUAAUAAUCAAAAACUAAAUAAAUUACCAUUUCCUGCUCAUGAAGGAACUAUGCAGUAGACCAUAGCAUAUUGUUAAUUUAACUUUCCCACAAUACAUAGCAUCUAAGUACUAUCAAUUAUUUUUCUUGUGACUUUCACUUGGCAACCGUGCUGCAU
Sinocyclocheilus rhinocerous is the source of this 2105-nucleotide messenger RNA. Its product is annotated as sushi domain-containing protein 4. Lineage: Eukaryota; Metazoa; Chordata; Actinopteri; Cypriniformes; Cyprinidae. The record is from RefSeq and is a predicted model, not a curated record. Gene Ontology annotation, biological process: negative regulation of complement activation, alternative pathway; negative regulation of complement activation, classical pathway. The coding region runs from base 314 to 1768 and encodes 484 amino acids. The transcript is spliced from 8 exons.